AUGAUUUUUAUCAAUGCUGUUAUAUGCUUUAGAAAUGUACAAGGAAUUAAUUAUGCGGUGAAAACAGAAUAAAGUCAGCUCGCUUUCAAACACCAAAUGAAAUUCGAAUUCAUUCCGCUCUUUACUAAACUUUUAGUCUGGGUUGUAAAAAAUCCAGUUUUUCUCGAAACUGAAAGGUUUUUAAGUGAUAUCACUCCAUCCGCUCUGUCCUUUUUUGUGGUAGCUCAAUUUGUAAUAAAAUAAAUAGCCCUGGGCUUUUUCAUUCACACCUCUGUAAUGGGUGGAACAAUAACUACUAUCUCAAUUUGAGUUCAAUCAUUCUCGAGAAAUCUUGCUUGAAAAUUUGCUUACUAUGCGUAUUUUUCCGUGCACUGCUUAGUAUCACAAUUUGAGUACACAUUUAAAGAGGAGUGCACAUUUUUCAGAAAAAAUGCCUAGUAGAUUAAUUAAAAGCAAGUCUACUGACGAAAGACAGUCGAAAACAAAGUCAGAAUUAGAUGGUAGCAAUUUUUCAUCCUUGUUGCAAUCUGGAAAAAUUGAUGAGGCUUCAAGAUUGAUUUCCAAAAUGUUAGACGUCUCGUCUGGCGGCGAACGAGUUCUCUCAUCCCUGCAAGACUUCCUUAAGGGUGAAAGAUUUGACGAGAGCUUGGAGAUGCUGACUUUGAUGGCGAACUUGAGUCAGCGUCAUCAGGUAAAACUGGUGAAGCUGUUCAUGUGUGGGAACACUGCACUGCACGUGGAAGGGGAAAGCGAGGAGAGUUACGCAAGAAGGCUAGUGAAUGACAUGGGAUUUGUGGAGAGGAUGAGAAUCUACUCUUUGGAGAUUUUUGUAUCCUUGGCUGAAAGGGUAGUCGCACUGAGACAACAAUCACCGCUGUCAGAAGUCAGGGAGAUGUUUGCUUCCUUCGUCUAUGCUGGUCUUCUGCAAGGCGACUGCUCGGAGGCCGUGUCUUAUCUGGACUGGCUCAAACUCACUCUUCAAACGGCGUAUGUUCAUCAAGUGACGUCAUCUUCAUCCCACAAACUCACGCUGAACAACUUCAGUCCAAAAGUGAAUGACUGGGCUGUCAUAGAGCAGGCUUUCAAUAUGGUGGAAGAUGAGAAAUCAAUCGUGUUUGUUCCCAUCACCAAUACACCAGCGACUGUUACAUUACUUGACCUCUGGAUGGUGUUUCGAGCCAACUUGCGCGUGUGGUCUUCAGAACGCGCAUCUCUGUUCAUUUCAACUUUCAUCUGUUAUUUCUCCGCUUUGUGGGACAUUUUGAGCGACAUUUUCCCUGAAAUCACACUUGUCAAACUGCCAUUUGACACGGAACUGUUCAAAACGCAGACUGCUAACUCUGCCGAAAAUGCAAAUAGCGAAAACGAUGGCGUCAGUUUUAUCAAUGAAAACCUUCACGUGAGUGAUAAAGUGACGUCACAAUUCAAUUCGUCUCUCGUCCAAUCAGAAGCGAGGAUUGCAGUUGAUCAAUGUUUGCGGUUUCUUGAGGACGUUGCGGAAUUUGUGUUAGAUGAUGUUUAUCAGUUCAAAAUGUCUCUCAAAAUGGCUGUGGAUGUUUUGAAGGAGUUAGAUUUGGAUCAAACGGAGCCAGUGCAGAAGUUCAUGGGCGUUUUGGCGAACUUUGUGAAUACAGAAGACAAAAUUUUAGAAGGAAUUAAAAUGAGCGCGCCUUCACGCCACAUUGAAAGACUUUGCAGAGCGUACGAUAGAUCUGACCAAUCAAACCGUGACACAAACUACGCCGCUGCAAUAACUCAAUUUUGGACACUAUGGUCGAAGUCAAAAGCUGUUGUAAUUGAUACAAAUGACUCCGCGUUUCCUGUUUCUGGAAGCGCUUGUCUGCUUCUGGAUUCAUGUGACGUUCCCAAAUUCGCAGUUGCUAUUUUAGCUCACUUUCUGCACGAACAGAUAGUGUGUAAUGGCAUCAAAGCAACUUUCGAUCCAAAUCCAGAUUACUAUCUCUCUCUCGCACUUAUUGUGUUGCAAUUUGGCUGGCCUUCUCUGGCUCAGUUCCAAAUUGGAUUGGAAAACUUCCUGCGACAAGAAACGCCUGAGGGGUUUAAAGUUGUGUUUAAACAAGAAACAUGGACUUGUUUGCUUGUUCCGCAAGUUAUUUCCAGCAUAACUCUUUUGGUUCGCAAAAAGCAUUUACGUGUUUAUCAACAAGAAAAAGACGCAAACGACCAGGAAUUUAUCCAACAACUUAUCCCAGAUGAAAAAGUAAUAGAAAACAUGGAAAAAUGCCUGAAAAAUUCUGCGAAUAUUGACAAAAAGACUAGAAAUUCAAUUCUGCUCAGUUUUUUGGUGUCUAAUUUUAUAAAGAGUUAAGUAUUUGUUUAGUCUUAAAAAAGAAAAAUGACCUACUCUUGAGGUUGGUAGGAGAAUAAGGUUUAAGUCACUUUGUAGCGGCCAGCCACUGCACGAGAUGGGGAUCACCGUACAAUCUCCCCCCUAAGUGACCUAACGUAGAAUGCCUUCC
Molecule: messenger RNA, 2480 nt
Organism: Symsagittifera roscoffensis
Lineage: Eukaryota; Metazoa; Xenacoelomorpha; Acoela; Convolutidae
Exons: 5
Coding region: 431-2329 (632 amino acids)
Source: RefSeq, a predicted model, not a curated record